AAUUUUUUCAUCAUUAGUUGUCAAUUUAUCGUGUUCGAGGUUGGGUGUAUGUUGAACAUAAACAAAUUCCUUUACGAUUUACGACAAAAAUAGAUAAAAAGCGUAAACAUGUUGGUGGAUUUGGAGUUUGAUUAUAAUGAGGCGACGGCAGCAAUGGAUAAAUUUUCCCAGGACGAUAUCAAUGAGCUGCGUUAUUGGACACAGAAAUUGGAUAAAUCAAAAUAUGUACCGAAGGAUUUGACCGAUAAACAAUUAGUACUAUUCUACAAUGCGUGUUAUGGGGACAUGGAUAAGACGAAAGCAUGCAUAGAAAAGUAUUAUUCAUGCAGAAAAAAUGGGCCAGAGUUGUUUGACAAUCGUAUUAUGAAGACAGAAGAGUUGAAACAGAGUGCUGAAGUGCUGGAAUUCUCCGUCCUGCCAGGCAAGUCGUGUGAGGGCUACGACAUCAUCUACCACCGGCUGCAUGACACCGAACCUUCGAAGUACAACCUGGAGGCUGGCUGCAAACUGCUCUUCAUGACUGUUGAUCUAUGUCUCACCAAACGUGGUCCACAACCAGGUUACAUGUUUCUCUUCGACAUGCGCGGUGUUAAAUUCGGACAUCUUACAAGAGUUAGCUUAUCCUUUCAAAAGGAUAGACAAAGGACCCUACGGAAAUUCUUCCAGUAUGUCCAAGAGGCGAUGCCAGUGCGCAUGCGUGCGAUACAUGUGCUGAACACAGAGCCAGUCCUAGACAAAUUAAUGGUCCUCAUCAGGCCAUUUAUGGAUAAGAAGUUCUUUGACAUGCUCAAAUUCCACAACAAGAACGAGGAUUUGGAGAAGUUCUACGACACCGUCGUGCCCCGGUCUUGCCUGCCUCCAGACUAUGGCGGCACCCUCCCUGACACACAGACCCUGCAUAAGAAGUGCAUGCAGCAGAUUCAACUCAUGGAGCCCUACUUCAAAGCUGAGGAGGAACAGAGGAUCGCCGCGUUACCUGACAAGAAGCGAGAGAAGGCCAUGGAAAGGGCAUUCAAGAAUCUCGAUAUCGACUAAAGAUAUAUUCCUAUCAAAAAAGGUAAAUGCUGUCUAUUUUAGUAGUACUUUUUGGCAGUGGAACGACUGGUUUCAUAAAAAAAAUGUAUAUAGAAUAGAACGUGUUCCAUUUUUAAAUGUUUAAGCAUUUGACAGUUCUGUUUUUUUUUUGUUAGUUGCCAGUCCAUAAAUAGGGAUUUGAUUUAGUAUAAUUUCAAAGAUGCAUUUGAGUUUUUCUUUUUAAGUUCUGUUUCAAACGGAAUAGAAUAUUAAUCUUGACUUGUGAUUCGAAAACAUAGUAGCGAGACUAAUUUGGUAAUACAUACAAAUGUUUGUCAAUUAUAAAUCUAAAAUAACAGAAUAGAUAAAUAUUGAGAUAGUACUAAUGCGAUUAUAAGGAAAUCGCAAAAGUAAAAUCUAGGUAGUACCUAACUAUGAGAGAAAUGAAGGCAAAGAACUUACAAAUAUUAUUUUUGUAUUAUAAAGACAAUUUUAAUUGGUUUUAUUUUGUUUUAAUAGGUGUAUAUUUAGAAAAUUGACUGUUGUUAUACUAUCUGUAUGUUAGGAUAUUAAUAUAAAGAUGUGUGGGAAUAUAUUUAGAUAAAGCUUAGCUUUAUAGAUUACCUAUAAAUCUAUUGAAGAAUAUAACAUCGAGAUACUUAUAUCGUAUAUUUAGUUUAUCAUUUUGAAACUUAUCUCUGAAGAUAUAUUAUAUUGAAAAAAUAAAUACAAUUUAUUGUCUCUUUUUUUUUGUAGUAUAGAAUCAUGAACUAAGUACACGAUAUAAGAUCUCUUAUUCUAAAUAUAUGUUAAAUAAAAAUGGUAUAUUACUAUAUUCAAAUCAUCAAGUGUUCAUGCUUUAGUCCAUGUAUUAAAUUGUUAUUAUUGUGAUAAAAUAUUUACUUAUGUGUUGUCUUACGUAUGUAUUAUAUACUUUGUGAUAUUUCCAAAUAUUAUGUUAAUUUGAAACAAAUAGCUGAAAUAUAAAAUGCAAAAAACUGUUGUUUUCAGUGAUGAAUCAAAGUGUUUUACAUUAUUAUGUUAUUGUGAUUAAAAAAAUGUAACUAAAAGAUACGUUAUUGCUCACUACAUUAAAGUAUGCAUAAUUAUUAGUAAACGAAUAUAACUGUUCUUAAAACAAUGACAAAAUGUAUAAGAAUAUUGUUUACAAUUACCAAUUUAUCUAAAGCUGUGUAAUUAUCAUCAAAAUGAUAAACAUAAGGACAGUUAUCUUAAUUUGCGAUAAUAUUUCAUUAAUCUUAAUUAAUAGCUAUGCAAAAUUAUGUAGUUAAUCUAAAUACUGGUAUCCGCUACUGGUAUACGUUUCUAUAGUAUUCCAAUAAAUAGCAAUAGAAUAAACUAAUACAUAUUGUACGAAUCCAUGAAAGGAAAGAUGAAUAAGAAAGAAAGGCAUCUUAAGUGUAAAAAAUAAAUCCUUUUUCGGUAAUUAAUCUUUAGCUUGUUACAGAUAGAAUAUAUAAAGUUACUUGAUGUUUAGGUGUCUAGUAUCUAUUUAAAUUAUAAAUUCAAAUAAAAAAUGGUUAUGACACCCUAAGUUAUUCCUACAUGAACAGACAAAAUAUAACAGUAAAUAAUGAAUAAAGCCCACCUCUAGCUACUGACCCAUUUGUAGAAUAAAAUGCGUGACGUCAUAUUACUUUAUGUAAUUAUCUCUUUAAUAAGCAAAGUACAAUUAAUUAAUUCCUUUCAUUGAUCCGCUUAUCACAAUCGAAAUGUCGAUAAAACAUUAAAUAUUCCAAACGUUUCCAGAUUGUUGUACUACUUAUAUCAUAAAUCAUUAUGUUUUUUUUUUAAAUUUUGAUGUUAAGAAAAAGAAUUUCUAUGCAAAUACAAACUUACUUUAGGUAAGACUUUUACCUAGUCAUAACAAAAGUCAUUUAAAUGCUAUUUGACAAAGACAAAAACAUAUGUAUUUUUAUUUUCAGUUGCCGUUAAUUUUAUAUUUGUUUAUGUUCAACAUAAGUAUGCCAUAGCAGGUGUACAUCAAUCCCUUAAAAUCUUAUGUAUUAUAUUCUCUUAUUCCUAUAUUCUCUUAGAUAAAACUAAGAAGACUUGUAUAUAUGUACUUAGUAUUAAGACACUGUAAUGUCUUACUUUAUUCAAAACAAUUGACGCUCAAUUAUAAUGCAUUAAAAUUUAAACGAGCUAAGGUCGUGUUGGAAAGGUUAACUAAUUUUGUUAGAAAAUGAAUGUUUUAUUUGUUUCUAGAAGGGUUCUUUGACAUUAACAGAACAUUUUUGAUAAAUGUUCGAACACAGAAUUUAAUGUAAUUUGAAUGGCGAAAAGUCGCUUUGACAGUUAUUUUGUUCAUUUGAGGUGCUUAGCUCAUAGGUGUCCACAGGCCCGCAUCGUACGCAUCGCACGUAUCGUACGUAUUCCGUAUGACCUCAUCGGUAUGUAUCGUAUGUAGGCGUUGCCGAUGAUGCGGAUCAGUGGACGCAGUUGUGUUAGUUUGUAUAGAAGACAAACUAAAAUCUGUUACAUGCGGUGCGUGCGAUGCGUACGAUGCGGGCCUAUAGAUGCGUACCUUUAAGCUGCUAUCACAAAGUAAAAUGACAAGAAUUGGGACCUGAAUAGUAAGAAUUGUGUUUCCGUGUAAAUUCAGUAGCUAAUAUAAUUUUUAUACAAGUUUUUCUUGUUAUAAAUAGCGUCACUAGAGUUGUAAGGUGGCGGAAGCAUAGGUACUUAAGGUUUUGUAUUUAUAUGCACAGUAGUUAUAGAUUUAGUUGAAAAUUCCACUUUAUUCCUUAUCAAAUUUUGUGAUAAAUGCUUGUGUUGUUGAAAUGUGUUACGUUGAUUCCAAGAAUCGGAUAUAAUUGUGAUUUGAAGUAGAAAUAUAUUUUUAUGCAAUA
This is a messenger RNA of Spodoptera frugiperda (fall armyworm), 3887 nucleotides long. Its product is annotated as alpha-tocopherol transfer protein-like. The transcript has 6 exons. Gene Ontology annotation, molecular function: phosphatidylinositol bisphosphate binding. The coding region runs from base 109 to 1035 and encodes 308 amino acids. Gene Ontology annotation, cellular component: membrane. Lineage: Eukaryota; Metazoa; Arthropoda; Insecta; Lepidoptera; Noctuidae. The record is from RefSeq and is a predicted model, not a curated record.